Diospyros lotus (date-plum) is the source of this 1719-nucleotide messenger RNA. RefSeq names its product 7-deoxyloganetic acid glucosyl transferase-like. The transcript is spliced from 2 exons. Lineage: Eukaryota; Viridiplantae; Streptophyta; Magnoliopsida; Ericales; Ebenaceae. Gene Ontology annotation, molecular function: UDP-glycosyltransferase activity. The record is from RefSeq and is a predicted model, not a curated record. The coding region runs from base 174 to 1604 and encodes 476 amino acids.
CUGACAACCCUUCUUCAUUACAUUACUUUGCCCUUGAUUUCCACGGACAGCCUCUCUCUCCUUCCUUCAAACCCAACUCAGACGAACAAGAAGAAUAGUGGAUUCGGGAAGAACAGUUGUAUCCAAGAAAAGGAAAAAAAAAAAAAAAAGGAAUUAAUUAACGCCUCAAAUCAAUGGAUCCUCAUGUUCUAAUCUUCCCGCUGCCGCUACAAGGACCCAUCAAGUGCAUGCUGAAGCUGGCCGAGCUUCUCUGCCUCGCCGACCUCCAAGUCACCUUCCUCAACACUGACGACAGCCACCGCCGCCUCUUCCGCCGGACCGGAGGCCGGGCCGGCUUCAAGGGCUACCGGAAGCUCCACUUCGACACGAUCUCCGACGGCCUACCCGACGACCAUCCCCGGUCCGCCGACCGGCUGACGGACUUGGUUCACGGGUUGGAGUCGGUGACGAAACCCCGUUUCAGGGAGAUGUUGGCUUACGGCAGGCUUAGUUCUGGCUCCGAAAGGCCGGUGACUUGUAUAAUAGCAGAUGGGGCUUUGAAUUUCGCUCUUGAUGUUGCCGAGGAGUUUAAGAUUCCUUUGAUUCACUUUGAUACGAUCAGUCCUUGUGGUCUAUGGACUUACCUCUGUCUUCCCAAACUCAUCGACGCCGGCGAGCUUCCUUUCCAAGGAGAUGACUUGGACGCAGCAAUCAAGAACGUCCCAGGAAUGGAGGGCUUUCUCCGGCGCCGGGACCUCCCCAGCUUCUGCCGCGGCUCCGACCUAAACGACCCCAUUAUCCAAUUGGUCUUAGAAGAAGCCCAGAAAGUCCCACGGAGCCACGGCCUUAUCCUCAACACAUUCCAAGAGCUCGACAGUCCCAUCCUCUCCCACAUGCAAGCCCUCUGUCCAAACCUCUACCCCAUUGGCCCACUCCACACCCACCUUAAAACCAAGCUCACCCCCGCGUCGCCGCAGCCCGCCGCCGCCUCAACCACCAGUCUCUGGGAGGAAGACCGGAGCUGCAUGGCGUGGCUGGACGCCCAGCCCCCCAAAUCCGUUGUCUACGUCAGCAUCGGGAGCCUCGCUUUGAUGACGUGGCACCAGCUAAUAGAGUUCUGGCACGGCUUGGUGAACAGCGGCCAGAGAUUCUUGUGGGUCAGGCGUCCCAACUCUGUAGUCCGUGGGCCGACAGGCCUAGUUCCAGAGGAGCUGGUGCGGGCCACGGAGGAGAGAGGGUGCUUAGUGGGCUGGGCUCCGCAAGAGGAGGUCCUGGCCCACCAGGCUGUUGGGCUUUUCUUGACCCACAGUGGGUGGAAUUCGACUUUGGAAAGCUUGGUUGAGGCCGUGCCAAUGGUUUGCUGGCCUUAUUUUGUGGACCAACAAGUGAAUAGUAGGCUUGUGAGCGAGGUUUGGAGGGUUGGGAUGGACAUGAAGGACACUUGUGAUAGGGUUGUGAUUGAAAGGAUGAUCAGGGAUCUUGUGGGCACGAUCGACGGUAGCGAUGAGGUUGUGGAGUCGUUGGAGAGUGUGUCAAGAUUGGCUAGAGAGAGCGUGAUGGAAGGGGGAUCGUCAUUUUGUAAUUUGAACCGUCUGAUUGAAGAUAUCAGGUUGAUGAAGAUGUGAGUGUACUUACCCACAUGUUACAUUUGUCCUCACAUUAUCAAGGAAUGAUUGUUGGCCAUUGCUAAACAUUUUCAUUUUGCAUUAAUUUUAAUUAAAUAUUAAAGUUCUUUUUUCA